Phyllotreta striolata is the source of this 1542-nucleotide messenger RNA. NCBI's taxonomy places the organism in Eukaryota, Metazoa, Arthropoda, Insecta, Coleoptera, Chrysomelidae. The record is from the annotation of a GenBank genome assembly.
UUCAAUACAAUCAAUAAAAUAUCUACGAAAUACUGGAUAAAAUAAAAUGCAAAGAUCUUUCUCUGUAAUAGAUGAUGACGAUGAUGAUGGCGAUGAGGUUUUCCUACCUGAAGGGAAUCCCAAGGAAACAGCCACAAAAUCUUACAAAACCAACAGUGAGUCCGACUUAUCGUUCUCCGAACAGAGCAGUAUAAGUCCCAAACGUAUCGAAAAAGAGGUUAAAGAACAAAGUUCCUAUUCGGAGGAGGAGAAAAUCCUUGUGGACGAUCGAAUCCCCUCUCCCGGCAGUUACAAACGCGAUAAUGCCAAAGAAAAGUGCCUAUUACGAAGCAGGAUCAUGAAAAGCCAUUACUUUAGCGACAGCAAUGAUAGCGAAAUAGAGGAUGAAAUUAAUACUCGACGGGGAAACUAUUCCAGCAAAUCGAAUUAUAUUACCGAGCAGGAACCGCCGGAACCGCCGCCCCCGAAGGAAUUGCUUUUGAGCGACGUGACGGUACCGCCACUAAUAUUCACCUACAGCGACGAAGACGAUUGCGAUUACCCCGAACAAAGCCCGACGGCGGAGGUACCAACAAAUUUGUCAGGCAGACAAACGGCCGUGUUGAAGAGGCGCACCCUCAACGAACCCAAAAUGGAGCAUUUGAUGAGCGACAGCGACGACAGCUACAACGAGACGAAGGCCGGGGAUUUACCCGGCGAAUACAACCCCAAGGAUUUCGAACAACUGGAAGUCGACGAUGAAGUCAAGGAUUUGUUUCAAUUCAUAUCCAGGUACACCCCUCAACAAAUCAAUUUAACCCACAAAUUCAAGCCCUUCGUUCCGGAGUACCUGCCCGCCGUGGGGGACAUCGACGCGUUCCUGAAGGUGUACCCGCCGGAGAGUACCGUCGACGACGAGAAACGUACCGAGUCGUUCGAGCAUCUGGGGCUGACCGUGCUGGACGAGCCGGCCAGCAAUCAGAGCGAUCCCGCCGUGCUGUAUUUGCGGCUCAGAGCCGCUUCGGGGAAUCCCCGGCGGAAGGACGACGAGAACGCGGUGGUGAAGAAAAUCGACGAUGUCGAGAAGAACGCGAAAACGAUCGAAAAGUGGAUAAAGGAUAUAUCCGAUUUGCACAAGAGCAAGUCGUCGGUCGCGAUGAGAUUUACCGAGCCGAUGCCGGAUUUGGAUGAUUUGAUGCAAGAGUGGCCGGAAGCCGUUGAAAAUGAAUUAAAGGAGAAGGGGUUCCCCAAGCCGGACGGGGUGCCAUUGGAACAAUACGUUAGCGUUGUGUGUAAUUUGUUUCAAAUACCGCAAGCUAAGAAGAAAAUUCAGUCGGUAUAUUUGCUUUUUUGUCUUUACGCUGCUAUUAAGCAAACACAAUUGUACAAAGCGUCAUCUUCGUCCAUUGACGAUGGAAGGGCACAAGUCCCCAUGUCCAAAAACCAAACAGAUCAGCUCGUUUUGGAAUAAGAUAAUCUUGCAAUAGUAGACAUUAUCAGGGAAUAUGCUAUUAUAAUUUUAUUAGAUUUUUUCGUAAUUUUUAUUCAACAAUAAAAUAAAAA